GCUGCUGACCUCAGUUCAAUGUGAGGAGCAGUCAGAGGGUGCAGUGAUGGUCCAAGGCUUCAAUGCAGAUGCCUCAGACUGCGCACCGCUCUCAGCCCAACACUAGCUCCCCAUUCACAAAAAAGCUCACAGAAUGAAGAGGCUUCCAGUUGUCCUCUUCCUAGCCUGGGUGUCACUCCUGUUCUAUUCCAGUAUAUGGCUUUUCAUAAGUGGAUUUCUUCUCAUGAGAAUUGAACUCAACAAUCAAAGCUCAUGUGCUGAGCCGCCUUCAUCGGCUGCUUACAAAGGUUUUCAACAACAGCAAGAUUAUUGCUGGUUCCCACACAAGUUUGAGAAGGCAGUGAUUGUCAUCAUUGAUGCGUUAAAGCAUGACUUUGCCAAGUAUGAUCCAGCAAAUACCAACCCCAAGAUGUUCCAAAACAAGUUGGAGAUAAUCCAUCACCUUACCCAAUCUCACCCUAAACAUGCCAGAUUGUACCCAUUUCAAGCCGAUCCUCCCACCACCACCAUGCAGAGAAUUAAGGGUAUGACCACUGGGUCAUUGCCAACGUUUGUAGAUGUGGGAAGCAACUUUGCCAGCUAUGCCAUACAAGAGGACAACCUGAUUCAUCAACUGGUUCAUAACGGUAGGAAAGUGGUCUUCAUGGGGGAUGACACGUGGGAUGGCUUAUUUCCCCAAAAAUUCCAUAAAUCCUACUUCUUCCCAUCUUUCAAUGUCAAGGAUCUUCAUACAGUUGAUGAUGGCAUUCUACGACACCUCUAUCCAACAAUGGACGGAGAUGACUGGGACAUCGUGAUUGCCCAUUUUUUGGGGGUAGAUCACUGUGGUCACAAGCAUGGGCCUGAUCAUCCAGAGACUGCCAAGAAACUCGCACAGAUGAAUGACAUGUUAAGUUCUCUCAUAGAGCACCUGGAUGACCAGACGCUGUUAGUGGUGGCUGGAGAUCACGGAAUGACAGAUACAGGAGACCAUGGUGGAGACAGCGAGAAGGAAGUGAAUGCUGCACUGUUUUUGUAUAGCAAAACACCUCUGUUUGGCAAUGAGCUGGAGAAGGAUCCAGAAGCUGUCCCACAGGUGAAUCUGGUUCCAAGUCUCGCCUUUCUGCUGGGAAUUCCCAUCCCAUACAGCAACCUUGGAGCCAUUAUAGAGGAUCUCUUCUACUCAACCCAUACCAAGGCAUCCGCCUAUCAGAUCAAUGCACAGCAGGUAGAUCGGUUCUUGCACUCCUACUCACUGGCUGCCGGCGAUCUGCCGGCCGAGAAGCUGAAACAUCUGAAGGAUCUUUUUUCCUCUGUCACAGAAGAGUAUGAACAUGUGAUGUCCAAGUGGAGUCAGAGCUCUGAAUCAGAGUCACAUUUAGAGUCUCAACUGCUGAAGCUCAUACACAGAUACCAACAGUACCUUGUGCAGGCCAGGGCCAUGUGCAUGGAGUCCUGGGCUCGAUUUCACCCUGUUCGCAUGAUUGCUGCCUGCUCCAUCCUCUCACUCUGUUGUCUUCUUUGUUAUCUGGUUGGUGAGGCUGGACCGUGUUUAAAGGUUUCCUACAAACAUUUGCUGGGUUACCCAAUAUUUUGGUCUCUAAGUGCAGCAUUUGUGUUUGGUUUGGAACUUUGGACAUCAAUCGUGGAUCUUGAUACUGCAUCCAUCUUUGGUUUGGUAUCCCUUGCAUCACAGUUGUGCUUCUUGUACUAUUUCAGGAAACAGAGUAGCCGGAAGAAUAGGCCCCAUUCACGUUCCAAUUUCCUUCUGUUCUCCAUCUCCUCCAUAAUGUUGUUUUUCAGAUGCUGUUCUCUGUUUUCAGACAGUUUUGUGGUGGCAGAAGGAGAGGUGGCUCCUUUCCUUCUAACAUCACUGCUCACCAUGACUGUGGUCAAAUUGCACUGGGAUGGCAGAUUAACUCUCCUUACGCUGCCUUCAUUAGGGAGUGAGUCUCUAAAACCUUCCCUGUCUCCCAGUUACAAGAAGGAAUGUCCACGUCUGCUGGGGCUGCUUGCAGGACUUACAUUCUGUGCUCGUCUCUCAGGAAUUUUUCAUAGCUGUCGUGAAGAGACCCCUAACUGUCAACCCUCUACAUUUUUGACACCUCUCUCCAGUGUACAGGAUCCUCAGAUUAAAAAUAUUUCCUACAUUGGGUGUGUUGUGAGUCUGGGCAUUAUUGUAUAUCUGUUACGAAAGUGGCUACAACACUAUGGCAACCUUAACAGCUCUUCACCGAUUGUGCUCUAUGUGCGAUGGGCAUUCCCUUUAAUUACUUUGGGCAUCUCCUGCUACUGGGCACUGAGCUCAGGGGCUGAUGAUAGCCUUACAAGACUACAUGAUCUCAAAAAACUUGCCCUAGUAGUCUUUCCUAGAGUUAUUUAUGCUUUAGCAGGUCUGGGUCUUCUGCUAAUGAUUUGUAAUCCUGUAACUGUAUAUAUGAAGAGAAGCCGGGACUCUGAGGCAGAUAAUACAGUAACUACCUACUGUGCAGCACCAGGCUCAGAAGCUGAAUUACUACAUGUGAUACCUCAGAUUUACAGGAAGAUGCAACGCAACUUGAAAAAACGUUUACAGCAGGGAAUGGAGGACAAGGAGGAGAAGAAGACGGCAGCUGUGGAGGCCUAUGGUCUAGGCAGUGUGUAUUCUGCAGCCAUGGUGGUUACCCUCACACUAUUGGCUUUGAUCCUAAUUAUGCUGCACAGCGAGAGACUGACUCCAUCCUUCUUUCUUCUGCUUGUGGAAGCCAUCAUUAUCCUGUAUAUACACAGCCAUGUUUCCAACCUCUACUCUGCACCCAAUGGACUUGAGCUGUUUUCGGUGCCAUGGUACGCAGUAACUGCAUGGGCAUUAGCUGGCACCCAGGGCUUCUACACCACAGGACACCAACCAGUCUUCCCAGCCAUCCACUGGAAUUCAGCAUUUGUAGGCUUCCAGGAUGGUCAUGACAACAACAUCAUCCCUGCCAUAUUAGUCGCUGCCAACACCUUCUCAUCCCACAUACUUUUUUCAGCUGGAUCCUCUCUGCUGCUCCUCUGGCCAUUCCUAUGUGAAGCUCCCACCAUUAGGAGAAAGAAGCCGAAGGCCGAGCAACGCGAAGGGAAGGUGGAGGAGGACGAUACGCCUAUGAUGGAAAUGAGACUAAGAGAAAACCCAGAUAAGUUCUCUGUAGGUCUGCUACAGCUGGGAGCGAAGUUUCUCUUCAUCCAGGGUGUGCAGCUUCUGUCAUGUGUUUGUGCAGCCAUGAUUCUUCGUCGUCAUCUCAUGGUCUGGAAAGUGUUUGCACCAAAGUUCCUUUUUGAGGCUCUGGGAUUCACAGUUAGCAGCAUUUUCCUUUGCCUUGGCAUUGCCCUAGUAUUGCGGGUGGACUGUGCUGUCAGCAAGUGGUUCAAGAACCUCAUCCUCCACCAUCACAGGUAGCACUAACACAGAGUGAGGUGGUGGAAUUAGAGUCCACAAGUGACAGAAGAAUGCGAGACUGCCAGGAAUUCACUUAGUGCCUGAAGACCUUCUCUGUGAUUAACGAUGGACACCAUCCAUGGACACUAUCCAUGGACACUAGAGUUAAAGUGGAAGAAGAUGCAUCUACAGUUCUUUGUACAUUUCCAUGUCUGACAUCAUUCAGAUAUAUAUUAUUCAUGUGUCUCAGAGACCUCAGCUGCAUUUUUUUGAUGUCAUAUUUCAGUGACCUGUGACCAUUUGUCACAGACCACAGCCAUACAGGACAAUAUGUCCAUGUUUCAUACAUCUCAGACCUGUGAAGACCUAGUUUAGUAUAUCUCCAAUUUAUGAUCAUUGUCGUGUUAGUGUAAAAACUCAUAGACCUGCUGCCAAGAGAAGGGCUACAUUUUCCAGAACUUUAUUUAUAAAAGCAGUUUUUAUUUUUUGGGGGGGAUAUCAUGGUCAUAAGGCGCGUGAAUACAAAAUGUGUCUGAACACGGAUGGGCAGCUGUAAAGGUACUAAUCCACAAAAGCUAAUGAAGUACCACACUGAGGCAAAGCCAUGGUCCACAUUCACCAACGCAAGUUUAAAGAGAUUACAUUUAUCAGUUCCAAAAAGGAUAUUAAAAAGAAUGCUAUUUGGCUGUAUUUUUGAAGGGGUUUUUACAUUAUUUACAUGCAAACAAUGAGUUUAUAUUCUCCUGAUUUAGCUAUUGUAAUAGACCCUUUCUCUGAUGAAUUUGUUAAAGGGACAGUGGAAGUUAAAUGCAAGAGAGUAUCUCAUCAUCUUAUUUUAGUUAUUUUUUAUUUUCUUGAUGCACCUGCAUCUUAACUACAGUAUUGUGUCAAGUAAAGAAGAAAAUGUUGCUGUGUAUUUCCUAAAA
This is a messenger RNA of Pelobates fuscus (common spadefoot toad), 4302 nucleotides long. RefSeq names its product phosphatidylinositol glycan anchor biosynthesis class O (gene PIGO). The coding region runs from base 134 to 3397 and encodes 1087 amino acids. The transcript has 12 exons. Gene Ontology annotation, cellular component: endoplasmic reticulum membrane. Gene Ontology annotation, molecular function: mannose-ethanolamine phosphotransferase activity. Lineage: Eukaryota; Metazoa; Chordata; Amphibia; Anura; Pelobatidae. Gene Ontology annotation, biological process: GPI anchor biosynthetic process. The record is from RefSeq and is a predicted model, not a curated record.